GGAAAUGUCGUCUAAAACGGUUCUACCGGUUCUACCCGCAAACUCGCCAUCCAAUGAACAGACACCUGAUCUCUUGACCUUCCGAUAUCAAGCCACUCGCGAGCUGACGUAUGUUGCUACCCCGAUUAGUUAUCCGCAUGCACUACGGACAGCAUAUGACGCCUUUCCAAGCUCCUUGACAAACGUCCCGCCGGCGCGCAUCACGCUCCACUUGCAAGCCUUCGUUGGCCCUAGCGCCACUCCAAGUUCCAUACGCAUUUUCCCUAAUGCCUGGGAGGCGCUCGUGCGGACCCUGCAUAGGUUCGAGAUAAUCGAUGUGGUGGUUGCGCCUCUCCCCGAAGACAAACCGCCGGCUUACCCAGAGCAACGCGAUGUUGAUGCGAAGUCGUCUCCGUCCAUUACCAAGGACUCCGAUUCGAAAAUGCAACCCAAUAGUACCUCCGGAUGAUGUGCGUGGCGCCGACCAUAGUGGCGAUAUAGCGGCGGUUCGAGGGAGCCUGUCAUGUUACGUCUCACAAUGUUGAUCGAUGUAUUGUCAAUGUAGCGCCGUCCUCCAUGGACAUCGGCAUGCAUUGACAAGGAAACUGACGUUCGUGUUGGAACGUGUCCACUCAUCAUCUGUCCGACCAGCAAGCGCUCAGAUACCCAGAAGGUAACAUCAAAGCGUGUCGUGGUGCGUUAUAGGACGCCCUGCCUCACUAGAGGUUCUCGAUCGAGCGAAUACCAA
Punctularia strigosozonata HHB-11173 SS5 is the source of this 727-nucleotide messenger RNA. RefSeq lists its product as uncharacterized. The record is from RefSeq and is a predicted model, not a curated record. Bases 5 to 448 code for a protein of 147 amino acids. NCBI's taxonomy places the organism in Eukaryota, Fungi, Basidiomycota, Agaricomycetes, Corticiales, Punctulariaceae. The transcript has 3 exons.